This is a messenger RNA of Gallus gallus (chicken), 2643 nucleotides long. Its product is annotated as keratin-associated protein 10-4-like. Bases 218 to 2236 code for a protein of 672 amino acids. NCBI's taxonomy places the organism in Eukaryota, Metazoa, Chordata, Aves, Galliformes, Phasianidae. The transcript is spliced from 2 exons. The record is from RefSeq and is a predicted model, not a curated record.
GCUUUCAGCAGAGCUUAAAAUGAAUGGCCACGGAGCAGAAGGCAGGUGCUGCAGAGCCCUGUGCUGAUGAAACCACCUGAAAUGCAUCCGAGUAAUGAAACCACCUGAAAAUAUUAAGAGGCCCUUAGGGCUGCUCCUCUUGUUAGGAGCUCCCUAGGACCCUGUGACCCUCAAGGGUAUUCCUCUCCUUCUUUCAGACUUUCCUCCUCCCUCAGCCAUGCUUUGCCAGACUGACUGCCAGCGCGGACUGCCCUGCCUCCCACCUCAUGUCGUCCUGGUGAGGAAUUUGCCCGUCAGUAGGAGUGUGGAUCCCUGCAACUCCGUCUGCAGCGUCUCACGCCUGAACACAUGUGCAGACCCCUGCUACUACGCCAGGGUUCCUCAGGGCACCACCACCUACCUGAAGCUUGGUAGUUGUGACUUGAGGCAGAUUGCCUUGGAUCCCUGCUGCCUUGGGAUCACCACACUCACGGAUCCCUGCUGUCAGGAUGUGACCAGGUGCAGCAGCACCAGGUGUGUGGAUCCCUGCUGCUGCAAGGUGACCGAGUGCAGCAGCACCAGGUACGUGGAUUCCUGCUGUCAGGAUGCUACCCAGUGCACAACCAGGUGUAUGGAUUCCUGCUGUCAGGAUGCUACCCAGUGCACAACCAGGUGUGUGGAUCCCUGCUGUCAGGAUGCAACCCAGUGUACCACCAGGUGUGUGGAUCCCUGCCGCCAGGAUGCAACCCAGUGCACUACAAGAUGUGUGGAUCCCUGCUGUCAGGAUGUCACCAAGUGCACCACCAGAUGUGUGGAUCCCUGCCGCCAGGAUACAACCCAGUGCACCACCAGGUGUGUGGAUCCCUGCUGUCAGGAUGUCACCAGGUGCACCACCAGGUGUGUUGAUCCCUGCUGCAAGGAGGUGACCAGGUGCACCACCAGGUGUGUGGAUCCCUGCUGUCAGGAUGUCACCAGGUGCACCACCAGGUGUGUUGAUCCCUGCUGCAAGGAGGUGACCAGGUGCACCACCAGGUGUGUGGAUCCCUGCUGCCAAGAUGUCACUAAGUGCACCACCAGAUGUGUAGAUCCCUGUUGCAAGGAAGUGACCAAGUGUACUACUACUAGGUGUGUAGAUCCCUGCUGCAAGGAGGUGACCAGGUGCACCACCAGAUGUGCAGAUCCCUGCUGUGGGGAAGUGACCAAGUGCACCACCAAGUAUGUGGAUCCCUGCUGUAGACCUGUGACCAGAUGUGCUACCACAUGUGUGGACCCAUGCUGUGGCAGAGUUACCAAGUGCACCAACAAAUGUGUGGACCCCUGCUAUGGAGCAGUGACCCGAUGCAGCACUAAGUGUGUGGAACCAUGUUGUGAGGAAGUGAGCAAGUGUACCAGCAGGUGUGUGGAUCCCUGUUGUCGUGAGGUGACCAAGUGCACCACCAGGUGUGUGGAUCCGUGCUGUGGCAGAGUGACCAAGUGUGCAAGGUACAAGAAUCCCUGCUGUGGGGAGGUGAGCAAGUGCACCACUAAGUGUGUGGACCCCUGCUGUGGCAGAGUGACCAAGUAUGUGGAUCCGUGCUGCAGGGAGGUGACCAGCUGCAAAACCAGGUGUGUGGACCCCUGCUGCAAGGAGGUGACCAGGUGCACCACCACGUGUGUGGAUCCCUGCUGUGCUGAGGUGACAAAGUGUGCCACCAAAUGCAUAGAUCCAUGCUGCCAGGAUGCCACUAAGUGCACCACCACGUGUGUGGAUCCCUGCUGUAGAGAGGUGACCAAGUGCACCACCACAUGUGUGGAUCCCUGCUGCCAGGAGGUGACCAAAUGCACCACCACGUGUGUGGAUCCGUGCUGCAAGGAGGUGACCAAGUGCACCACCACAUGUGUGGAUCCCUGCUGCAAGGAGGUGACCAAAUGCACCACCACGUGUGUGGAUCCCUGCUGCCAGGAGGUGACCAAGUGCACCACCACAUGUGUGGAUCCCUGCUGUAGAGAGGUGGCCAAAUGCACCACCACGUGUGUGGACCCGUGCUGCCAAGAUGCAACCCAGUGCACCACCAGGUGUGCAGAUCCCUGCUGCCAAGAUGCAACCCAGUGCACCACCACCUGUGUGGAUCCCUGCUGUCAGGAUGUGACCCAGUGCACCUCCACGUGUGUGGAUCCCUGUGUCCCCCCUUGCUUUGUGAGGCCAACCCCACUGUGUGCCAGCAUCUGUGGCCGGCAUUACUCCAUCAGCUGUGCCGACAUCUGCUGCCGCAAGUGAACGGCUCCUUGAGGGGUGGUCCCACAGUGGGAGCUGCCAUGGGAUCCCUCUGCUGUGUCUCUGCUCUGUGCAGCCCCAGCAGCUACGGAAUGAAAAUGGUUUGCAGACCUUCUUGAGCCCUCCGAUGUUUUCCUCACCUCUUGGCUCUCCUCGUGCCCUGUCCGUCCGAGGAAGGGCAGAUCCUCACAUGGCUUUCCUUGCAUUCUGCAUCAUAUAUAAUACAUUUAUCUAAAGCGUAAUGCCUUUCCUUGUAACAUGUAACCAAUUGAUUUUGUGCCCCCAGGAUUAUUUGCCUGGGUGAGAGAUUCUGUUGUUCUUUUCUGCACUGAUGUGGUUGGAGGAAUUUGUCCUUCCUCGCCAUCAUCUCCUUUUCUUAUACGAAGCAAUAAAAACACUUGAUCUUGGCA